CCAAUUUAUAUACCUCAGUUCGAUACCGAAAUCGAAAAAGUCUUAUGCUCACAGAAACUCCAAGAAACUCAGAGAAACAGAGUUUAUCUUGUUCUGUUCUGCAAGCCUAAUUCUCUGCUACUUGGAUUUGGAACCCAAAUCUUCUUUGACUUGUUUGUCCAUUUCCUUUUUGAUUAUUCAUCGAAAUCCCAAAAAUCCCAUCAAAAACUUUUUUUUGUUUUUUUUUUUCUCGUUCAAACGUCUCAAAACUCUCAAAAGAAUCAAACAUAUCUCGAAGAAAUGCUAGAAUUCAAGACCAUCAAGAUGAAAAUGUGGAUGUUUUAUUAUUAAUCUUCAUCUGCUUAAAACUAUUCCCCUAGUGUUGUCCUCUUUCGUAAUGGAAGCUAUCAUCAUAUUAGUCAUAGCACUGAUCAACAACGUUAAGCAACAAAACUUCCCUCUCGAAAAGAUUUCCUUUUGGUUUGCUCCCACCACACGUCCACCCGGUGUACUCUCUUUCAUUUCUGGUUCGUAAAACCAACAAAAAGAAACUCGCAAGGAACUUUUUUUUUUUUUGUUCUUGUAUGGCAGCUUUCUCUUUCAACAAUAACUUUUCAUCUGGAAAUUGUUAUUCUGGUUUCCUUGAUCCGUUUUCACGUGAUUCGGGUCCAUGCAAUGAAGGGUCUUCGUCGGUGUCGGUGUCACAGUCCUUGGUUUUGGAUAGUGAGAAAGGGGAGCUGGUGAAGACGCCGUUGAAAGUAGGGGAAAAAAACGUGUCGGAAGAGAAAGUUAUAGCGGCGUUGAAGAGUCAUAGCGAAGCAGAGAGGAGAAGGAGAGAAAGGAUCAAUGCUCAUCUUGAAACCCUCCGCACCCUCUUGCCCUGCAGAGAAAAGAUGGAUAAAGCCACAUUACUUGGUGAAGUAAUUAGACAAGUGAAAGAACUGAAGAAGAAUGCAACUGAAGUCAGCAAAGCUUUUCUUGUUCCAAUGGACGAUGAUGAGGUGAGAGUUGAACCAUGUGUUGAUGAAGCCAAUGGGACAUCUUCUUUUAAAGCAUCAAUCUGUUGUGAUUAUAGACCUGAACUUCUGACUGACCUACGAAAAGCUCUCCAUGCCCUUCCAAUUAAGAUGGUAAAAGCAGAAAUAUCGACAUUGGGAAGUCGCUUGAGGAAUGAUUUCUUUUUCACCGGCAGCAGAAUUGCUGCACAUGCCGAUGAUGCGGAGGCACGGCAAUUUCUUGCAUGUUCCAUUCACCAGGCCCUGAAUUCAGUCCUGGAGAAGGCUUCUACGUCACCAGAAUACUCACCAUGUUCAAGAUUCUCAAACAAGAGACGAAGGAUCCCUUACUUGGAUUCGUCAAGCUCAUCUUCGUAAAAUAUUAGCCCUCGUCCUGUUUGUGUCGAUCGACACUGCGAUAUCUCUUCUAUAUGGGUGUUCUUAUGUGCAAAUAUUGGUUUGGAAUACUAAAACCUUCUGUUUUUUUUAAAUGCCAUAUCUAUAUUUCCGAUAUAAACAUUGUAUCCAAAAGUCUAGAACACUUUCAAACGGCUUGUAAUGAAACUGUACUCUGAUAUACACUUUUAUCAUAAUAAUAAAUGAUAUGCUCGUUUUCGUGUUAUAAAGGAAAAAAAA
Molecule: messenger RNA, 1610 nt
Organism: Durio zibethinus
Lineage: Eukaryota; Viridiplantae; Streptophyta; Magnoliopsida; Malvales; Malvaceae
Product: transcription factor bHLH30-like
Biological process (GO): regulation of DNA-templated transcription
Molecular function (GO): DNA-binding transcription factor activity; protein dimerization activity
Source: RefSeq, a predicted model, not a curated record